Musa acuminata AAA Group (dessert banana) is the source of this 1292-nucleotide messenger RNA. RefSeq names its product protein RGF1 INDUCIBLE TRANSCRIPTION FACTOR 1-like. The record is from RefSeq and is a predicted model, not a curated record. The transcript has 4 exons. Lineage: Eukaryota; Viridiplantae; Streptophyta; Magnoliopsida; Zingiberales; Musaceae. Bases 130 to 858 code for a protein of 242 amino acids.
AAAUGCCUCCUUCAAAACCCUAUCUCAUCUUCCUUCCUUCACCCUGUCUCUGCCUCUUCUCCUGCUGCAGAACACGUCUGGGGCUUGUGAAGUCGGCUAGCUUCAUAGCUCUCGGUUGUUGAAGUUAAGAUGCAGGGAGCUCACAAACCGGCGUGGCUGGAGGCUCUCGACAAGCUAAAGUUCUUCGUCGGCUGCUCCGUGCACGAGAGCGCGAGGAAGAACGAGAAGAACAUCUGCUGUUUGGACUGUUGCACGGCUAUCUGCCCCCAUUGCUUGCGGUCUCACCGCCUCCACAGGCUGGUGCAGGUGCGGCGCUACGUCUACCAUGACGUUGUGCGGCUGCAGGACCUUGACAAGCUCAUCGACUGCUCCAGCGUUCAGUCCUACACCAUCAACAGUUCAAAGGUAGUAUUCCUCAAGAAGCGUCCGCAGAGCAGACAAUUCAAAGGAGCAGGAAACGUGUGCACUUCCUGUGACAGGACCCUCCAAGAACCUUACAUCCAUUGCUCGCUGGAGUGCAAGGUAGAUUACAUAGCAAGACACAAGAAGGAUUUCUCGCACUACAUCAGGAGAUGUCAAUCACUGCAAUUGAGCCCCGACUCCAUCGUACCACCUGACACCGAGGUUGGCGACGACGAAGAUACGAACGAGACGACACACUCCACCGUCGUGGAAGGCGAUGAUCCCAUGCGCUCGUCGGACUCGGAGGAUUUCAAUGUCCCAUACCUUAACUUCAUCCGGAAGAAGCGCAGUGGCAUAAAUCUAUGUUCAAGGUCAGCUAACAAAGUCGAUACCGAGGACAUGGCUACAAACAUGAGCAGAAGGAAGGGCAUUCCACAUAGAUCUCCUCUAUGUUAGAAUAGACCUGUUGCUAUUUCUUGACCGUCAUCUUCUUCUUCUUCUUCUUCCUGCCUGUUAAACUAACUUGGAGGGGCUUCCAUAAAUGAGCAUCAUGUGACUCCCAGUUCCAAGCUUCACUGUACAUUUUCCAAAGAGACAUUUAAAUUAUCACCCCGAGUGCCUGAACUGGAGCACUUUCUGUUGUUCCUUCUGUAUGUUAGACUUUGCAGUGCUUUUGCAUAUGGAGGUCACAUGAAAUGUGGCAGUUGCUAGGGAGAAUUCUUCCAACCAGUACAGUUGAUUAGCAUAAGAUAUUGGCAAGGGCUAGACGACUAAGAGCCAUGUGCUGCAGCACUCUUUGUUACUUAGCUGUUCUCCGAAUACUUCGUCCUUGAUAUAUGUCAGUCCUAAAGCUUGUUAGUACUCAUAUUAAGAGGACUUCUUAUGUUCAA